Messenger RNA from Trypanosoma brucei brucei TREU927, 870 nucleotides. RefSeq lists its product as hypothetical. The record is from RefSeq and is a predicted model, not a curated record. Gene Ontology annotation, molecular function: ligase activity. Gene Ontology annotation, cellular component: cytoplasm. The transcript has a single exon. Lineage: Eukaryota; Euglenozoa; Kinetoplastea; Trypanosomatida; Trypanosomatidae. Bases 1 to 870 code for a protein of 289 amino acids.
AUGGUGUCUCUAAACCGAAAACAGAAGUUUCAGCUCGCUGUGCCGGCUACUCUCCUGCUUUUUCUAUUCGUCUACGUUCUCCUCGGUGGGGGAUCCACGCAGAAAUCAAAGAGACAUGGGAUGCAUAUGGAUUUCAACCCACUUGAGCAUUGCAACGCUCCCAUGGACUCUGUUGUAGGUUAUAGUUCAGACGUCCCUUCUAUGAGCAACUGCCACCGCCACUGGCUGUCAGAGACAUACGCCUACACUACAAUUGGUUAUCCACAUGAAGUGAUGAAGAAAAUGCCGUAUGGGUCCGAGUGGAAGCGAGCACCAACUGGGUUGUGUUGGACCGCGGAUGAGUUUGUUGCUCGCUACCUUUUACACACCCGAGGAAUUUUCGUCUAUUUCGGUGGAAGCAGACACGAUUUGUACUGGGAGAACCUCAAGUUUUUUGGUUCAAGCGGGAUGCACCGUCUAUACGAGCGGAUUAACUUCGAAAAUAAGGUGGAAGUCACGACAACGAAGAGGCGCAAGCGGCACACGCCGCUCGUGGGCGAUGUUGUGGUAUGGGACUCGGACUAUAAGGCAUACUUUCCACGCGGUCACGUUGCCGUGGUUGUGAAGGUGGAAGAUGACGUAUCUGCUGCUGGUGGAGAGGCGGCACUUCGCGAACUGAAGAAGGAGCGUCGACAGCCCUCACUUGUUUACAUCGCUGAACAAAACUUCGAUAACAAGAACUGGGAGGGGAGAAACUUUUCAAGGGUGCUCAAAUUCACAUGGAUGCGCGGAGAUCGAGCUUCUUUGGAAGACCCUGAUGGACCGCCUCUCAUGGGCCACGUGCGCGUUGGAAAACUUUUAGAGGACGCGAGUUUCUUCGGUGACUUGUGA